This is a messenger RNA of Ectocarpus siliculosus, 3141 nucleotides long. Lineage: Eukaryota; Phaeophyceae; Ectocarpales; Ectocarpaceae. The record is from the annotation of a GenBank genome assembly.
AUGUCUCACUAUGGAGGUGGCGGUGGCGGAUACGGUGGUCGCAGUGACGACUACUCCUCGCGCCGCGGUGGCGGCGGCGGCGGCGGGUACGGUGGCGGCGGCGGGGGAGGGUACGGGGGCGGCGGCGGGGGCGGGUAUGGAGGCGGCGGCGGCGGCGGCGGCGGGUUUAGGGGUGGUGGUGGCGGCGGAGACCGAAUGGGAGGCCUCGGCGCCAACCUGAGGAACAUCCAGUGGGACCUCGAGUCGCUUCACAAGUUCGAGAAGAACUUCUACAUCGAGCACCCGGACGUGUCCAAGCGCUCGGAAGAAGAGACCUCCGCCUGGCGCCACAAGUGCGGCAUCGUUAUCCAGGGGGAGGGCAUUCCCAAGCCUGCCAUGACCUUCGAGGAGGCGUCCAUGCCCGAGUACGUGCUGCGCGAGGUCAUGAAGCAGGGCUUCAGCGCGCCCACGCCCAUCCAGAGCCAGGGCUGGCCCAUGGCCCUGCUCGGGCGGGACAUGGUGGGCAUCUCCGCCACCGGUUCCGGCAAGACCCUGGCGUUCUUGCUGCCGGCUAUGAUCCACAUCAACGCACAGCCGUACCUAGAGCAGGGAGACGGCCCGAUUGUCCUGGUCGUGGCGCCUACCCGCGAGCUGGCGGUGCAGAUCAAGGAGGAGUGCGACAAGUUCGGCAGGUCUUCGGAGAUCAAGAACACGUGCGUCUACGGAGGCGUGCCCAAGCGGAUCCAGGUUAACGACCUGAACCGGGGGGUCGAGAUCGUGAUCGCCACCCCCGGCCGCCUUAUCGAUCUUCUCGAGUCGGGAAAGACUAACCUUCGCCGCGUCACGUACCUGGUUCUGGACGAGGCAGACCGCAUGCUGGACAUGGGGUUCGAGCCCCAGAUCCGCAAGAUCGUGAGCCAGAUCAGGCCCGACAGGCAGACGCUCAUGUGGAGCGCUACCUGGCCCAAGGAGGUGCAGGCGCUGGCGCGUGACUUCCUGCACCACUACUACCAGGUGACGGUGGGAUCCCUGGAGCUUGCGGCGAACAAGGACAUCAAGCAGAUCAUUGAGUGCACGGAGGACUUCAACAAGUACCGCAGCCUCAGCAAGCACCUACAGCAGCACGGCCACAACGGCAAGGUGCUGGUGUUCGUGGAGACCAAGAAGGGCUGCGACGCGCUCACCCGGUCCCUCCGGCAGGACGGCUACCAGGCCCGCUGCAUCCAUGGCGACAAGACACAGGAGGAGCGCGACUACGUCCUCAAGGACUUCAAGGGCGGGAACUUCCAGGUGCUGGUGGCAACGGACGUGGCCGCGCGCGGGCUCGACGUGAAGGACAUCCAGAUGGUGAUCAACUUCGACUUCCCCAACAACAUGGAGGAUUACAUCCACCGCAUCGGGCGGUGCGGCCGAGCGGGCGCCAAGGGCGUGGCCGUGAGCUUCUUCGGCUCCAAGAACUCCCGCAACGGCCGCGAGCUCAUCAAGAUCCUAACCGAGUCGGAGAACCACGUCCCGCCGGAGUUGCAACAGAUGCAGAUGAUGGGUGGCGGCGGCGGGGGCCACAGCCGAUACCGCCGCUAGGCCUAAAGGAGCAGAACGGGAAGAGGGGCGUUUUGAUUUUUGCUGAAUUGGUCGGCCGGCUUUUGCUCGCGGGAUAUUGGGGGGGAGUGCGUGGUGCGAUCGAAACAUGUACUUCUGGUUGACUUGAGUAGGCUUAUAUUCGUCGGAAGGUUUUGUGCUCCCUUUCUCGGUCGCUGCGGCGGCGGGUGUCGGUGUCACAACAACGAAGUCUCUCGAGAGGGUUCGGGGGUAAAGCGGUAGAUGGAGGUUGUGGAAGAGUGCCUGGUGUUGAAGACGGGCAUGCAGCGGGGUGUUUUCAUAGCGACUGACUGACUGCUUGUUGAUGGGGGGGGGUACGUAAGGCGUUGUAGGGUUUGGGUGCUGGCGACGAUGGGUCUACUUAUGAUUAGAUAGUGUGCGUUUUUUUAAGGUCGGAGGUACAUAGUUGUGUCGGCCUCUCUCUUCGAAUUGGUCUGGGAUAUAUUUUCUACUGUGAAUGUUUUUUUUGUUUUUUGUCUUGUUUGUUUCCGCCGCCGUGUGGAAACAGCAGUCUCGUUUGCACGACCCUCCAUCUCUUGCCCCUGGGCAAAUAAAAUAAAGGAAAAAAAAGGCCGUGUUGCUUAGACGGCUUACGAGUUCGGUUUUGUGCGUGCCCCUGCGCGCGGCGGCGGUAAGGUAGCAGAGCGCGCGGGUAGUACGUAUGAAACCGCUGUGGCUGUCUCCGACGGUCCUUGUUGCGGUUUGUUGGUUUGGGCGCCCUCUGUGGAUGUAUUGGGGGGUGCCGUCGGGCUCUAUUCGUGACGAGCGACGAGAGGUGAAGGAAGGCAUUGUUACGAGGCCGCGGGGAGGGCGGUAGAGAAGGCCGGCCAGUUAAAGACGGUCGACAAAGGAGAUGGGUCUCACACGUCCGGUGUUGUUCCGUCGUGCCGGUCGCGAGGCAGGCACCGUUUUGGGAGCGACAGCUCCAAUGUUGCGCCCGAGGCGAGAGAUGUGGUGUUGGCGUUGUUGGAACAGGAACGAGGAGCUUCAAAUAUGUAUGCUGUCAAAACACUGAUGGACGAAUCACACAACAGACGAAUCGUGUGCUGUUUCUGUUCUGUCGUGUUUGGGAGUGUGCGUUGGGGUGUUGCUGUACCAAUCAAAGUGUUUCGCGUAUCUAUGCGUCCAUGUCUCCAUAGUGUCAACUUUCGUCCGUAUGCCACGCAUUUUUUGUCGCUGGGUAUGUAGUCUGUAGUACGGAAGAGGCGGUCUCUUUCGGGGCCCCCUCCAGCUUAGCGCGAAUUCUCAACGCAGACCUUCUGUCAGUCUUUCAACAGCCAGCAGCCGUUGGAGGCGUGUUGGGCCAGUAGAGGACGUGUCCGGUUGACUUACCGUGGUAGCGUGGUGACAGCAGGAGUAGGGAGUAGCUGAAAAUGAGAAUCGGGCAAGAGAGACUUUGCGGGUGGUGGACGGAGAAGUCGUGGACGAUCGGUUUCGUCUAAAGGGGAUAGCGUUGGCCGCCAACCAUUGGGUUGAGUAACGAUGUCGGACAUGCCGGCAAGAGCAAAAGAGAACGCGAGGGCGCUGUGGCUCGGGAAACAAUCGAAGAAAUCACCAUAUCUA